Messenger RNA from Suillus plorans, 684 nucleotides. RefSeq lists its product as uncharacterized. The transcript is spliced from 4 exons. Bases 1 to 684 code for a protein of 227 amino acids. The record is from RefSeq and is a predicted model, not a curated record. NCBI's taxonomy places the organism in Eukaryota, Fungi, Basidiomycota, Agaricomycetes, Boletales, Suillaceae.
AUGCUGUCAUCCAUUGAACCCCUGGAGGAGAGAUUCAGACAGGUAGAAGAAGAGAGUGAGAGGAGGGCUAUGCAAGAGCAAGACCUGUCGACAAAUGAGCUAGUUGACCCUGAUUUAGUCAGCCUAAGCAGGCGAGGACAUCAGCGGAAGAAGAGUUCAGUCUCAAUUUCACGAUUCGGCCAGCCUGGCACAGGUAGUUCCACUUCACCCACACCUUCACUACUCGCUACUGUUGCCCACAAGUCGACAUUCUAUCAUUCAUUAGCAAACCCCAGAAGCAUGGACUCCUUCAUUUCCGAACGCUCAGAAGACGAAUCUCGCCAUUUAGAAGAUGACCAGCAGGUGACGCGAGUCGAACGAAUACAUAGCCGUCAGCCUUUCCAGAAGACAGUUGAAGCCAUACUACCCCGACGCAUGGUUCGGUCGCAGUCAUCAAACGUACUCUCGCCGAGCACACGCCUGGUCAUUGACGUCUCUGUCGAAAAGGCAACAGUUGAUACCGCAUAUGCGCGCUCUGAGGACACCCACACCACCACCAUUCACGCAACCAAAGCAGGAGAGCUAAGCCCUAGAGCGUCUCGGAUUAGCGCACUUGGCGCCAAGCCACCGGCAGACGGGCUGGUAGAACGGGCGAAAUCGUUCGCUCGUAAAUUCGGACGUAAGAGAAAGCCCGAAUCUGGGUGA